GAGCUGGCCUUCGGAGCCAAGCAGGCCUGGCGGAACGCGGCACGCUGCGUCGGCCGCAUCCAGUGGAACAAGCUCCAGGUGUUCGACGCCCGGGACUGCGCGGGGGUGGGGGAGAUGUUCAGCCUCCUCUGCUCCCACAUCCAGUUCGCCACCAACCGCGGCAACAUCCGGUCUGCCAUCACCAUCUUCCCGCCGCGGGCACCGGGACGGGGUGAUUUCCGCAUCUGGAACCCGCAGCUGAUCCGCUACGCCGGGUACCGGCAGCCCGACGGCUCCGUCAGGGGUGACCCCGCCAACGUGGACAUCACCGAGCUCUGCAUCCAGCACGGCUGGACCCCCGGGGGAGGCCGCUUCGACGUGCUGCCGCUGCUGCUGCAGGGCCCCGAGGAGUCCCCCGAGCUCUUCCCGCUCCCCCCGGAGCUGGUCCUCGAGGUGCCGCUCCAGCACCCCACGCUGGAGUGGUUCUCGGAGCUGGGGCUGCGCUGGCACGCGCUGCCAGCCGUGGCCAACCUGCUGCUGGAGAUCGGGGGGCUCGAGUUCCCCGCGGCCCCGUUCAACGGUUGGUACAUGGGCACCGAGAUCGGCUCCCGCAACCUCUGCGACCGCCACCGCUACAACAUCCUGCCCGAGGUGGCCCAGCGCAUGGGGCUGGACACGGGGACCAGCUCCUCCCUCUGGAAGGACCGGGCGGCCGUGGAGGUGAACGUGGCCGUGCUGCACAGCUUCCAGGUGGCCCAGGUGACCAUCGUGGACCACCACGCGGCCACCGAGUCGUUCGUGAAGCACCUGGCGGCGGAGGGGCGGGCGCGGGGGGGGUGUCCCGCGGACUGGGCCUGGAUCGUGCCCCCCCUCUCGGGCAGCCUCACCCCCGUCUUCCACCAGGAGAUGGUCAACUACCAGCUGCGGCCCACCUUCCGCUACCAG
Neopelma chrysocephalum (saffron-crested tyrant-manakin) is the source of this 924-nucleotide messenger RNA. Its product is annotated as nitric oxide synthase, endothelial-like. The transcript has 7 exons. Gene Ontology annotation, biological process: nitric oxide biosynthetic process. Lineage: Eukaryota; Metazoa; Chordata; Aves; Passeriformes; Pipridae. The record is from RefSeq and is a predicted model, not a curated record. Gene Ontology annotation, molecular function: nitric-oxide synthase activity. The annotation marks the transcript as partial.